AUGCUGAAGCUUGGCCUGCUCUUUUCUUCCACUCUAUGGAUGAUUCGGGAUGUUCAGCCGCAGGUACAGGACCCUCAUGAUGGUAUUGUCAUUAGGGACAGGCGGUCACUUCGAUUGAUACUCGCAAAGGAGCCAAUAGUAGUGGAUUGGAUCUUUCAGUGGACGACGGGCUUAGGCCGGGUAUUCGAUGACACAUGUCGACGAGGAGUACUUGGGACCUUGAACCUGGUUGGCUUGCGUGUAUUCCAUGUGAUCGACCUAAUCCGUCACUCAACAGCCAUGAUCGUCUGUGGCACAAUCAAGAUAGUCGUGAGGCUUACAGCCACAUGUGAUAUUAGUGGUCCAGAGCGCCGUAAUGCGAUAUCGAAGGAUGGUUGGAUGCAUGAUAUCUGGGAGUAUUUUAAUGCAUUAAAUGUUAACGGUCACUAA
This is a messenger RNA of Fusarium pseudograminearum CS3096, 429 nucleotides long. RefSeq lists its product as uncharacterized. The record is from RefSeq and is a predicted model, not a curated record. NCBI's taxonomy places the organism in Eukaryota, Fungi, Ascomycota, Sordariomycetes, Hypocreales, Nectriaceae. The coding region runs from base 1 to 429 and encodes 142 amino acids. The transcript has 4 exons.